GUCAACACUCAGUUUGCGAAUGAGCCCACAAUCUCUUCCACCGGGCGAAAGUCGCGCGUCUCUUUUAAGCCUGAACUAGUCGAUAUGGUCGCUUCACCACCAACCAUAUCUACAAUUCUUGACAAUCUUUUACACGAUCAGGAAGAUUCGAGCUUCCUCAUUUCAAAUGACUCUUCCUCCACCCAGCCGACAUCGCUGUCAGACUCGUCCCCAACUUUGUCUGAGCUUGCUUUACACAAUAUUGGUCAAAUAUACGAGCAUAAGACUCCAUCUCAACCCGAAUCUACUGGUGAAUCGAGUCAUGAUCAAACCGAAACAAGAUCAGACAUUGAUCAUAAUCAGACUACAAGAACAUCUCAUACUUCAUCUAUCCUGAGUGAGGAAAAAAAGAGAGAUUCGUCUUUUGACAGAGAAGCUUCGCAAAAAUCUAAUCAGAUGGAUGUCGAAACUUUGUAUUCGUCGGGAAUGAGUGAACCCAGCCCAAGGGUUGGCAAGCCUGAAGGCAAGCCAGCAACCCCUACUCACUCUGAAUUUUCCCAUCAAAAUGGUAUAAUAGAGCAGGAGGCUUCGAUGAAUACGGAGACAGCUGGGCAGCUUGAAGUGCAGGCGAAACGGAUAGGAAAUGAGUCGACGGAGGACUUCAAAGAAGCCAAUAAAGGGCAACCGAAUGAGGCUAUGCCCACUAGGCAGGAUGCUUCACAUCAUACAUUGGCAGCGGUACAGAAAGCCGAAGGUGCUGAUCCCGGGCUCAUUCCUGGGGUCAGUUCAACUAGCUCUGGAGAAGAGGAUAGUGAAAUAUUAUCACAGGCGAAGACGACUGACCCUCGACAAGUCGGUAACAACGAGCAACAUAUAGAGCAUGAAAAACUACAUUGCACUUUCAAGCCGGAGGCAUUUACGUUGGUGCCGGAAGUGAAUACAAGCCUUGUCGACGCUCACGCGGCACAGGUCGUUAAUAAGACUAGAUUGGCAAGUCAGACUUCCACACAAUCAGCCAGUGAUAAGUGCGAGUUAGGCAGCUCUAAAAGAGUGGACAGGUCAAAUUCAGCGCGAAACAGAAGAGCCCAAGCGAAUACUGUCGCAACGUCGCGAACAGAAAGGAUUUCACUCGUGACCGAUCAGAAGAAUCUUAGGAGCCCGGCCAAUACCCCACGUCACCAGGAGCUGAAGUACGUUAACAAAGACGAACAACUGGAGUUUACAGAGUAUUUGAUCCUGGACCAGCCAUCCGGACAUGCACCUAAAAGUUUCACUGGCGCUGUGACCCCAAGGAGACAGGCCAAACAGGUAGGCUGA
This is a messenger RNA of Protopolystoma xenopodis, 1296 nucleotides long. The record is from the annotation of a GenBank genome assembly. NCBI's taxonomy places the organism in Eukaryota, Metazoa, Platyhelminthes, Monogenea, Polystomatidea, Polystomatidae.